AUGCACGCUGAAUCAACAAACCACGUUCACCCAAUAAUCAGGGCGACCAAUCUCCUGCAGGAGUUUUCGGUGCCCCUGAUUGCCGGUGUCGUGUUGGGCCUGCUUGCUGCCAACACCAACCCCCAUCUCUACGAAACAUGGAUCGAGUUCAAUCCCUUCGGGCAUGAACUAACCCUCCAUUUCAUCAUCAAUGGGAUGUUCAUGUGCCUGUUCUUUGGCGUGGCGACCAAAGAAAUCACCCAAUCAACUCUGCCCGGCGGGGUGCUGAACCCGCUGCGCCGUGCCAUCAACCCGAUAGUGGGAACCUUUGGGGGCGUGCUGGGGCCGGCCGCGCUGUAUCUGGCGCUGACGUGGGUGUUUUACGGUGGAACCGAGAAUUUCGGCGCAGUAGCCAACGGCUGGGCAAUUCCGACCGCGACCGACAUUGCGCUGGCGUGGCUGGCGGCCCGACUCAUCUUUGGGGCAUCGCACCCGGCAGUGAACUUCCUGCUGCUGCUGGCCGUUGGCGACGACGCCAUCGGGCUGGGCAUCAUCGCCAUUUUCUACCCAGACCCAAAUCACCCGGUGCAGCCAAUCUGGUUGUUGCUGGUGGUGGGUGGCAUGGCCUCCGCUUACAUCAUCAGGCGAUUCAGAAUCCGCUGGUGGCCCGUGUACAUCCUGGUUGGCGGCACGCUGUCCUGGGUGGGGUUGGCCAAGGCUGGGGUGGAACCGGCGUUGGCGCUGGUGCCCAUCGUGCCUUUUCUGCCCCACUCCGGCCACGCUCAAGGGCUGUUCGAGGAAGAGGUUUUUGGCCUGAGCGUCCUGGACCAGUUCGAGCAUCAACUGAAACUCUUCGUUGACGUGGGGUUGUUUUUCUUCGCCUUCGCCAACGCUGGCGUCGCAUUCUCCAGCGUUGGGUUGGUAACCAUGAUGGUGUUGGUAUCGCUGAUCGUGGGAAAAGCAAUUGGUGUAACGCUGUUCUCCUGGGCAGCGUCGCUGGUGGGAUUCCCGUUGCCGGACGGCAUGGGAGUGCGCCACCUGCUGGUUGCUGGCAUCAUCGCCGGGCUGGGGCUUACCGUGGCGCUCUUCGUGGCGGCCAAAGCGUUCCCCGACGGUUCGCCGUUUCAGGAUCCGGGUAAGAUGGGUGCGGUACUCAGCAUCGCAUCGGCACUGGUUGCCUUCAUCAUCGGGUGGGCAUUGAAAGUGCGAGGUCGCACGUCGGCAACGGAAACCGCCGGCGAGAUUGGUGAAACCGAUCGCCAGAGCACGGCGGCUGACGGCUAA
Messenger RNA from Geodia barretti, 1263 nucleotides. The record is from the annotation of a GenBank genome assembly. NCBI's taxonomy places the organism in Eukaryota, Metazoa, Porifera, Demospongiae, Tetractinellida, Geodiidae.